UAACGUGGCAUAUUGAUAGUGCUCGAUAAAUUGUGUUUUCAUGUAGAGGUUACUGUAACACUGAGUGCUGCUGGCAGCUCCUCCCAUCUGGCUAUAAGAGCCAGCUGGGCAGGUAGUCAGGGUCUAACCUUCAAACAGGCCACUGCAGACUGACUUAUGAGGACUCUGUCAGCUUUUUAAUCUUAGUAAGUUUUUACAUGCAGCUGCUGUUCCACACAGAUAUGUGAGGACAGUCCCUGCAGAUGGUUUCCGGUCUGAUCUAACUGGGGAUUUGGAGCUUGGACUAAAUACUUUUCAAUGAUGACUUUCGCCAUGAUGCGGCCCGUGGCGACCCACUUGAUCUAUUCAGACUUCACCAUCACGUCCGAGGAUGACGAAAACCGCAGCGAGAGCGACGGCAGCUCGGAGCAGAGUUUCUGUGGCUCCACGGAAAAACGGCGCAGGAUUUCGUGUGAACUGGAUGGAGACUCUCCGGUGGUGGUGAAGCAGAGGAGCGCAGCUAACGCGAGGGAGAGAGGAAGGACCCAGAGUGUUAAUACUGCGUUCACAUCCCUCCGGACUCUCAUACCCACCGAGCCUGUGGACAGAAAACUCUCGAAAAUCGAAACUCUUCGCCUGGCAUCCAGCUACAUUUCCCAUCUGGCCAACGUGCUUCUUCACGGGGAUGGCUGCGUGGACGGACAGCCCUGCCACGGCGUGGUUCAUGCGCAAGGAGAGAGCGGGGCGCAGCAGCCAAGGACCAUCUGCACCUUCUGUUUGAGCAACCAGAGGAAAGGGAUAAAAGAUGGCAGAGACUGUUUAAAAAUGAGAGGUCUGGGUCCACUGAGAAUGAGACGCUGACUGAAGACCAGUGGAUGAUUACAACCUGAAACUCCUCAAAGACUUUCUCAGGGAAGAGUCAGAGCUGGUGUGAGAGAGCACACAAACACAUCUACAGAUACAUGAGCAAGCACACUUGAACAUGCUGGAUGAAAUGAUGAAACCAAAGAAGAGACUAUUUAUACUUGACUUAGAAAUUUAAGCAUAAGACUUUCAAAGAUG
Molecule: messenger RNA, 1041 nt
Organism: Notolabrus celidotus (New Zealand spotty)
Lineage: Eukaryota; Metazoa; Chordata; Actinopteri; Labriformes; Labridae
Gene: tcf15
Product: transcription factor 15
Exons: 2
Coding region: 298-840 (180 amino acids)
Biological process (GO): developmental process; regulation of transcription by RNA polymerase II
Molecular function (GO): protein dimerization activity; DNA-binding transcription factor activity, RNA polymerase II-specific; RNA polymerase II transcription regulatory region sequence-specific DNA binding
Source: RefSeq, a predicted model, not a curated record